Messenger RNA from Linepithema humile (Argentine ant), 1512 nucleotides. RefSeq names its product mitochondrial translation release factor 1 (gene mRF1). Lineage: Eukaryota; Metazoa; Arthropoda; Insecta; Hymenoptera; Formicidae. Gene Ontology annotation, molecular function: translation release factor activity. The record is from RefSeq and is a predicted model, not a curated record. Gene Ontology annotation, biological process: translational termination.
UUCACAAAGAAAUGAUUUAGCAUUCACUUUGCCAAGUUUUCAUUAUUGAUAGCAGACGACAUGACACAGCUGAUCAUUGCUGUUUACAGUUCGAAUCAGCUGGCAAUCGUAACGAUUCGGUUCGUCGGGUGUAAGCAGAAACCGGAAUUUGCAUUCGCAUGAUUAGGUGACACAAACUAUUCACAGAAUGUCUCUGCUUCGAAGAUGCAGAUUCGACAAUUAUUGGCAAUAUAUGAAACUCGUAAGCCCAACGAAGGUUCGCGAGUUACGUGCCUUAUCGCUGGUUAACCUAAAAAUUUCCAGAAAUUUAUGCAAUGUACACACGAGUCCAAAUAUUUCAAACGACAGAAUUCGAAGGUGUCUAGAUUAUUUGGCUAAGGAAUACAAGAAUGAAUUCCACGGAAAUAAUGACCUUUUAGAAUUUAUCGAUUUAAAUGUCUCUGGUAACUUGCUAAACAACAGGGCUCAGCUCGUAGAAAAUAUUCAGAAUUUACAAGAUUUAGUGAAACAAGAUGUAGAGAUGAAGAAAAUGGCUGAGGAAGAAGAAGCGUUGUACAAGGAGCAAUUAAAUGAGCUCGACAAGAGAUUGCUCGAUACAAUAUUGGCCAACAUGUGCAGAGAAUCUUACAAUAGCAUUAUCGUGGAGAUAACAGCGGGCGUCGGUGGUCAGGAAGCGAUGUUGUUUGUAAAAGACUUGUUUGAUUUGUACAUGGGUUACGCCAAGUACUUGGGUUUAACUUACGAGGUGAUCGAUAUGGAAAUGACGGAUAACAACGGCCUGAGACAUGUCAGCGUUAUAAUAUCCGGCGAUGAAGUUUCCAAGUUCAGGCACGAGGGUGGCGUGCAUCGCGUACAGCGGAUACCAGCCACAGAGAAAAUGGGUCGAAUACACACCAGCACCGCAUCGGUGGCGAUCCUGCCGGCGCCGUCGGACGUGGAGAUUGCGAUCAACGACAAGGAUCUGAAGAUAGAAGCGAAACGUGCGUCCGGCGCGGGCGGUCAGCACGUGAACACCACCGAUUCCGCGGUGAGAAUAACUCAUCUGCCGAGCGGCUUGAGCGUAACUUGUCAGGUGCAUCGAUCGCAAGGCAAGAACAAGGAGAUGGCGAUGACGAAGUUGAGGAGCAUCUUAUACGAAAAGCAAUUGAAUAAGCAGACGUCAUUCACGACCGAGCUGCGGCGCAAACAGAUGGGGCUGGGACUCAGGAACGAGAAAAUUAGGACGUACAACUAUACUCAGGAUCGCGUGACCGAUCACAGGCUGCAGAACGGAACUCUUCAUAAUUUAAUCGGGUUUAUGCAAGGCGGAGCGGCGCUGGAAGAGUUGGAGAACAAAUUACAACGGGAUAUACAACAGAAAGUGCUGCUUGAAGUAGUCAGAAAACUAGAAACGCAAUUAAAGUGAAGCCGUUCUUGCCGAAGAAUCAUCAUUUUGAUAAGAGUGUUUUUGCUUUACAUAACUAAAUCAUUGUACAUACCAAGUAAUAAAGUCAGCGCAAUAUGAACAAAUGA